This is a messenger RNA of Rhincodon typus (whale shark), 895 nucleotides long. It is a transcript of the gene msrb2, whose product is annotated as methionine sulfoxide reductase B2. The record is from RefSeq and is a predicted model, not a curated record. Gene Ontology annotation, cellular component: cytoplasm. Gene Ontology annotation, molecular function: peptide-methionine (R)-S-oxide reductase activity. Bases 47 to 340 code for a protein of 97 amino acids. NCBI's taxonomy places the organism in Eukaryota, Metazoa, Chordata, Chondrichthyes, Orectolobiformes, Rhincodontidae. The transcript has 3 exons. Gene Ontology annotation, biological process: response to oxidative stress; protein repair.
UUUACAGCCUUUCAGUGGAAUCUAUCUGAAUAAUACUGAGCAAGGCAUGUAUCACUGUGUAUGCUGCAAUGCUGCACUGUUCAGCUCCGAAACUAAGUACGAUUCUGGCACCGGUUGGCCUUCUUUCUGGCAAAUUUAUGGUACAGUGGACAGUGAUGAAACCAAUACCAAUGUCCUACGCCGAACAGAUAACUCUAUGGGAUCAACUGGAACAGAGGUUAUUUGUAAGAAGUGUGAUGCACACCUGGGUCACGUGUUUGAUGAUGGACCAGAACCUACAGGACAUCGAUUUUGCAUCAACAGCAUUGCAUUAACUUUCAAACCCAAGACAACAGAAUGAUUUGUAACAAAACAUUGUGCAGUAAUUUGUUUUGUAAUAACUGGUUUAACCUAGACUGAUGGCCCAACAGUGUCAAUUCCAUAAAUUAAUGCCACUAAUUGCUUCCCUAGUGGCUUCUUCUGAGUGGUACAAACUUUAAAAUAUUUAUUGUGCAUUAACAGAAAAAACAAAUUGUAUGCAUUGGUGUUUGUGUCAAGAUAUUAGAGACUGUUUGUCAUUGUCAGUGUUUACAGUAUAUGAUCCACUAGCCAUAUAAUUUUGGAAGAAAGUAAUGUUAAAUUAAUAUCAAAGUGAUUUUAUUUUGUGCAAAUAAUGUUUAAAAUAUCAUAAAAAUGUUACAUUAUCAGAUAUAAAGUAGAAAAUGCUAGUGAUACACUGAUAUAAAAUGAUAGGUUAAUGCUUUGAGUAGAGAUCCUUCAUCAGAAUCCAAUCCUACCUAUAAUAUUGUAUUCUUGCUUCUUUUGGAAUUGCCUAAAAUGAUGGGCCUUUCUCAAAUUUGCAGUUUUCCUCUUUGCAGCAUUAAACUUGUGGCCUCCCAGCCUAAAGUAACCAACA